Saccostrea cuccullata (small rock oyster) is the source of this 3588-nucleotide messenger RNA. Its product is annotated as splicing factor, suppressor of white-apricot homolog. Gene Ontology annotation, biological process: RNA processing; mRNA 5'-splice site recognition. Gene Ontology annotation, molecular function: RNA binding. Lineage: Eukaryota; Metazoa; Mollusca; Bivalvia; Ostreida; Ostreidae. The record is from RefSeq and is a predicted model, not a curated record. The transcript has 18 exons. The coding region runs from base 26 to 2587 and encodes 853 amino acids.
CCGUUGAGAAAAAUAGAGAAUUACAAUGGCUGCCGACUGGCUGAAUCCUAGCUUGUGCUUGAAUGAAAGAGAGAAACAAACCGAUGAUAAAGAAGAGUUAUUUGUGUUCGGAUAUGCAUGUAAACUCUUUAAGGAUGACAAGAGGGCAUUAUCUAUCGACCAGGGAUAUCAUCUUAUUCCUUGGAUGGGCGACGAAAAACUACAGAUAGACAGGUAUGAUGGGCGAGGUCACUUAUAUGACCUUAAGCCAUAUGACUCUAGUCAUGCCCAGCCCUGUGUACUGACCCCAGAGGAGAAGAAAUUGGAGGAGCUGUGUGACGAGGAGAGAUAUCUAGAGCUUCAUACAGAUGUAGCUGAAAAGAAGUUACAUGAGGAGGAGGAAUGGAAGCGAUAUUACCAGUCUCUCUCGGAGGGGUAUGGAGCAGUAGGAUUCAGCUAUGAACAGCAGCAGCAGGAUGAAUAUGCAGAAUACUAUCAAGCCAUUUCAGAAGAGGAAAAACCUUUCUCAGCUCCAUCUGAAUUGAAUCUUCCAGAGGAUAUUACCCCACCCAGUACAGAAAAAGGCAAUGCAAUCAUUUUGAAAACAGCAAAGUUUGUUGCGAAACAAGGAGCACAGAUGGAAAUCUUGAUCAAAACUAAGCAAGCCAAUAAUCCACAGUUUGAUUUUCUUCAUUUUGAAAAUCCACUAAACCCAUACUACAAGCAUAUGGUAAAGAUGAUAAAAUCUGGAAAGUACAAACCCAAGGAGGAAGCUAUUGAAGAAGAUGAUGAAGAAGAUGAAGGUCAUGGACAUGGAUAUCUCCACCCUAGUUUGAUGGCCACUAGGAAAGCUGCUCCAGCCCCUGAGGUGCCAGCAUAUAAAACUGUGGAGAUGCCCAGAAUAUCUGUACAUGACACUCCCUAUGGUCAGCUGAUUAAAUCACUGGUCAAGAAACAACAUCCUGACUCAAUUCACAGCUCCAGUGCAAACCAAGUUCCUGAUUAUGAGGAGGAAACAAAGCCUUUGAAACCGCCACCUUUACCACCAUUUUAUCGGGAUUCUAUACCUGGUGGGAGCCAACAUGCUCAUCCACCACCCCCGGGGAUUGAGCCUGUGACCCUGCCUACACAGACACAGCCUGAGCUCUUACCUCCUAGAACUGAUAUAGAGAGACCCAUUCUGCCUCUUAGAUGUACACAGGGUGUCAUGGAGGAGUACCAGUCUGACUCUCCCUCAAGAGGCUCCCCAGGUCCUUAUGAACCAAUUGUUCCACCUCCACCAGACAUUCAGCCAGUAAUUGACAGAAUGGCUAUGUAUGUGGCCAAAAAUGGAAUCGAAUUUGAAAUUGUGGUCAAGAGUAAAAAUGAUCCAAGAUUUGAGUUCCUUUUACCACAUCAUGUUCAUUUUCCUUACUAUGAUUUCAAAAAGCAGAUUCACAUGAGGGGGAGUUAUUAUAAAGGUGGGAAUCAGUUAAAUAACAGAAUGGCUAAAGUUACUGAGGAGGCAGCAAAGGAAAGAGAGAAGAGAGGAACUGAAAAACCAACCAAACUAAGUUUUUCUAUUAAACCAAAAGCCAAGGAGAAAGAGCAUAAGCAUAAAGAAAAGAAGAAGAAGAAAAUUUUUGAUAAUGAAAGCAGUGAAAAUGAUGCUGACUCAGACAGAGAGAAGUCCAGUGCCUCAGGAACAUCAACUCCCAUUGGGAUUGACUAUACAGAGGAGAGAGAGGAGAAACCACUAGUACCCCAGGAGGAGCGGGACCGAAAACUAGUUGAGGAGCGACUUAAGGACAAAUUAGCUCAGGCUGCCAGAGAGAAGCUGGUUCAGACUUCAAGGGAAAAACAGAUGCAAGCUGAAAGAAAAAGAAAGGCUGCCAUGUUUAUUAACAUGCUGCGUUCUUGUAAUUCAGGAGCAGCUGGUGAAGAGGAGGAAGAAUUUCUAAGAGGAAAAUCUUCAGAAAGGUCAAACCCUUCUACCACGCCAGGCUGUAGUCCUUACUAUGGGCCACUUGAAAGGGAUAAAAGCGAAGAAAUCAGUGCCAAAAAGCCUAAGAAGUCAAAACACAAGGACAGGUCAAGAAGAUCCAGGUCAAGGUCACCCAGAAGAAGGCGACACAGUCAAUCUUACAGCCCCCAUGGCAGCUCGCACAGAUCUAAUUCACCGAAGAGAUCUCGAUCCUCAUCUAGAAGAUCAAGGUCACCAUCAUAUAAAAGCAGUCAUCAAGACAAAUAUUCCAGAUCCAAAAAGUCAAAGAAAAGAAGAAGAUCAAGAUCAAAAUCUCCUGCUUCAAAACAGAGAAGUGACCUACCUGUUAGUAUUGACCUGACAGUGGAUGAUAGUCCAGAACCCCCAACCCCUAGUGUGUCAAAUGGAGAUUCUUCAUACAGUGUAUCACAGUUUAACAUGGACAGUAAUCAAAGCAGGUUGUUUGAAGAACAAGAAGUCUCCUCAGAUAGAUUAACAUUGAGCAUGGAGGGAGAAGACAGUAACAGUAAUGCCAGUGAUUCCAAAUCUAUAUCAGGGUAUAUGAGGGAAAGAGUAAGAGCUAUCAUCAAAGCCAGCAGAAAAGCUAUCAUGGAAGAAGAAGGAUCCCUGUAUGAUGAUACAUGAAGUUGGAUAUCAGAGACUUAUAAAAUGGAGAACAAAAUCUCAUUUCAUAAAUGAACCUCUUCAAGUCCAAGGAACUGUUUCCUUUUAUUAAGAGGGACAUGGGGAUGUGAUCAAAGUGUUUUUUAGGUUUACUAGUUGUAGACCAGAAGAGCGUAUGUAAUGGUUUUGUGUUUGCUGUCUGACAGUUUUUGUCUGAUUUCAUUAAAACUUAGUGGAAAAAUAGACCACAGUACCUGGCCUUAAGUGAGUCAUAUUUUUAUUUUUCCACUAUAUAUUUCAUUGAAAAUGCAUUUACUAAAAUACUAUUGCAGUGUUAGAAAUUUUUGUCUUGUCAAUUUUAUAAUUCAUUUUCAAUGAAUUUGUUUAUCUUUUUAUUUUGGUUUAGAAAUUCGAACAAUUCUGCAUGAUUCAGUGAAAAGAUCACGGAAAUUGAGCUAAAAUUGACUUCACAAGUGUUUUUUAUAACUAGAGCAAAGCUCGUUGCAAAGCAACGAGUAGGUCUUCCAUCCUGUUUGACCGGAAGUAACUUUCAUUUUUAAAAAAAAAAGAGAAAUGACGUCUCUAAUGAUUUAAAUGUUUCAAAUCUAUGUUGAAAAUUGCAAAAGUAAGCCAUUUUUUGCUACUUCCUGUUUUACCGGAAGUGACGUCGACGGACGGAAAAUUAAGUUUUAUGCUUCCAGUGACAAAUAUUUCCCCAAAACAUGUCAAAAACGGAAAAAAUAUGCAGUUUUGUACUACUUCCGGUUUGGCCGGAAGUGACGUCACAGGACAUAUUUUGAUGACAUCAGUAGAUUUUACCAGAGAUUUUCAACAACUUUGCUUCUUUGAUGUAUAACAAAUUCUCAAUAUUUUUUGAGAUAUCUGGAAAAAACUUUUGGCCCCUCUAGAUCCCUUAAUUUAGGGGUCAGCCCUUUUUCCGAGAUAUCAUUUGAAAGAUCUUGUAAUUCUGCACAAAUUAUGUUUUAUAUAUUUUAACAAAAUAAAAAGCAAAAUAUGAGUAA